Rhodotorula toruloides NP11 is the source of this 975-nucleotide messenger RNA. Its product is annotated as protein of XAP5 family. Gene Ontology annotation, biological process: chromatin organization. Bases 1 to 975 code for a protein of 324 amino acids. Gene Ontology annotation, cellular component: nucleus. NCBI's taxonomy places the organism in Eukaryota, Fungi, Basidiomycota, Microbotryomycetes, Sporidiobolales, Sporidiobolaceae. The transcript is spliced from 11 exons. The record is from RefSeq and is a predicted model, not a curated record.
AUGUCGGCUCAGGAGGCGAUGCGCAUCGCCAAGCUCGAGAAGAAGCGCAAGGAGAUGAUGGACGGCUUCGCGGCGCAGAAGGAGGACCUGACUGCGACUCGCAACCGUACUGGCUCGGACCGCUUCGUCGGCAAGACGGAGGACGUGCAGGAGACGCUGAAGAAGUCGACGUACGGUCUCGUCCAGCUGUCCGAGUUCAAGGAGACGCGCGAGAAGCUCGAGGAGCAGGCGAGGAAGGAGGCUGCUGGUGCGGCGGAGGUCAAAGAAGAGGAGCGCAAGGUCAAGAAGAAGAAGAAGGAAAAGGGCAAGGUCAAGCUGUCGUUCGCUGGCGACGAUGGCGAUGAGGAGGAGACCGAGUCGUUCAAGCCGAAGAAGGGAGACUCGCCCAAUGGGGACGAGGCUGAACCGCCCUCGAAGAAGCCGAAACUCGGCAAGAACCCAACCGUCGACACGCACUUCCUCCCCGACCGCGAGCGCGAAGAAGCCGAGCGGAAAGAGCGCGACGAGUUGCGCAAGAAGUGGUUGAAGAUGCAGGAGGACAUGAAGCAGGAGCCGAUCGAGAUCACGUAUUCCUACUGGGACGGGAGUGGGCAUCGGAAGGUCGUUUCGUGCAAGAAGGGCGACACAAUCGCGCAGUUCCUCGACAAAUGUCGGCAGCAGUUCCCAGAGUUGCGCAGCGUUUCCGUCGACAACCUCAUGUACAUCAAGGAGGAUCUGAUCAUUCCGCAUCACUACACCUUUUACGACUUUAUCGUCAACAAAUAUCGCGGCAAGUCGGGCCCGAUGUUCAACUUUGACGUGCACGACGACAUCCGAUUGACGCACGACGCCAAGAUCGAGAAGGACGAGUCUCAUGCGGGAAAGGUGAUUGAGCGUAGCUGGUACAACCGGAACAAGCAUAUCUUCCCGGCGUCGCGGUGGGAGCUGUUCAACCCGGAGGUCCAGCGCGAGAAGUACACCAUCCGUGGGUCAUAG